This is a messenger RNA of Haplochromis burtoni (Burton's mouthbrooder), 4115 nucleotides long. RefSeq names its product tumor necrosis factor receptor superfamily, member 1B (gene tnfrsf1b). The transcript is spliced from 9 exons. NCBI's taxonomy places the organism in Eukaryota, Metazoa, Chordata, Actinopteri, Cichliformes, Cichlidae. The coding region runs from base 31 to 1602 and encodes 523 amino acids. The record is from RefSeq and is a predicted model, not a curated record. Gene Ontology annotation, biological process: positive regulation of oligodendrocyte differentiation; regulation of T cell cytokine production; positive regulation of membrane protein ectodomain proteolysis. Gene Ontology annotation, molecular function: tumor necrosis factor binding; tumor necrosis factor receptor activity.
UCAGUUCAAGGAAACUACUCCUGCUUACACAUGAGCACAGUGAGCGUUGACCCGCCUAGAAAUGAAAAGUACAGUGCGCACGCUGGCUGCCGACUCGUCUCCUCUGUGGUUUACUUUAAAGAAGCAAUGAAGGACACGCUUUUACUCCUGUUUCUGCUGUGUGCCCAAACUAUCAAGGUCUGCUCUACACCCUACAAGAGUGAAAAUGGACAGUGUCGAAAUGACACAGAGUACAAUCACAAUGGCCUGUGCUGUACAAAGUGUCGCCCUGGCUAUCGAGGGGACACACGUUGCACUGAAACUACCGAUACUGUGUGUACACCAUGUCCUCCGGAUCAGUAUCGAGAGAACUUUAACUUCUAUCCAAACUGUAAUAGCUGUCAAAAAUGCAAAGAAGAAAAAGGUUUACAGUAUGCACAGAACUGCUCCUCUACAACACCGUCCAAGUGUAUUUGCAGACCUGGGAGGUUCUGCCGCUUGGGAUAUGACAAUCCAUACUGCUCAGACUGCAAAAAAUACAAACAAUGCAUACCUGGCUUGGGAGUGUCUGUAAAAGGCACACCAAAUUCAGAUGUGAAGUGUAAAAUAUGUCCCGAAGGCACGUUCUCUGACAAGACCUCCUCCACUGACCCCUGCCAGCCCCACACAGACUGCAAUGGGAGGGCUGUUCUUAGAGAAGGCAAUACUGAAUCAGACAAUGUGUGUGAACCGUACUCAAAUUUGACAACAGCUGACAAUCACAAGAAGAGUGUCGGUACAACUCCCAGCACAAGCACGACCACAGUUGCACCAAGCUCAGGCUCGACAUCUCUGCUAAGAAGCACCACACAGUCUGCCUCAGUUUCAGAAGAACCCUCCACCUAUUUAAUAACAAGCCGACUGACCCCACCGCCUGACAGCAGUUAUGUUGGAUUAAUUGCUUCUGUCACUGGAUUACUUGUCAUCACCAUCAUCCUUUUUCUGCUAUGUUAUUAUCAAAAAAUCUGCAAGAAAGACACUGCAAGUUUAUCUCCUAAGGUGGAUGCAAACGGAAACUGUGAGACUGCUGACGAAAAAUACAGUGGGAAAACUCAGCUGACUUUAUUCAAAGUUGCAUCACAAGAAAAUGAGUGCCUGCUAGAAAAAGGGGAAGCCAGCAGUGAUCACAGUCAAUGCACAACCAAUACCGAAACUUUAACUAGAACUGAUGGUUGCAGCAGCCAGGAAUCCAUCAGCCCUUUACAUUCCACUUUUGCGCUUGACAAUCCAUUGUCUGUUCUGUCCGAGCCCAAGAGUUUACACUCCAACAAAGACUCUGCUGCACCACAGCCCAGUAUCCAAACACAGACGUCCUCUCAGCCCAGCAGCCCUCAGAUCAUCACGCCCAUAACUACCAGCCCACACGUCAACGUUAACAUCACUUUGCACAUAGGAAACGGGUCCUGUGGGACACCAGCUUUCAUACCUGCGGACUUGAUAAAACCUGACUGUAAGCUCCCCUAUGGAGAGGAAGAGGAGUCCUUUAGCACCCCACAGCAAGAAGAUGGCAAACAGUCACUAAUGUCAGUGCCGGAGAGUUCCAAUUACUGCACCGAGCACACAAAGCAAAACUCAUAUGCAUGAAAGACUGAUGUUAAGGUACACAACUAUUUCCACUUUGAAGGCAGAAACUGUUACUUAUUGUUUAUAUUUGUAUAUAUAUGUAUAUAUAAAUAUAUAUAAGCCGUGCUGGAAAUAAAAAUGUAAAUAUGGAGAGAGGUGUAGUCUACAGUCAUCAUAAUAUAUUACAUCUAUAUCCAAUCUUUGUUGUAAAAUGCAUAUCUUGUGUGUACAGUUUUGCUGAAAGAAUCAUUUUCUUUUGUUAAGAUGCCACACAUCACUGUAUUAUGUGUAUUACGUGUAAGGUAACCUCAAAAAUGUGUUUGGAUACCAAAACCACACUUUAAAAAAAUGUAGGUCAACUGCACUAGAUGACAAAAUGUCAAAGAUUAAGCAAAUUAUUUUAAAGCAAAAUGGCACAGCUACACUUUAAAUUAUAUUUUUUUUAAAAAUACAUAUGUAAGAAAACACUCUGGUCAUGCAGCAGUGGCUGCCCUAAAGAGUUCAGUCACAGUCUUUCAGAAACUAGGCUGGGUUCCUUGCAGUUUGCAGAAACUGCUUGACAAUAUUGGGCCAUGAAGUCAACUAGUUGAAAUAGCUGUGGUUUCCUCCAUGUGACAGAGGGCACAGAUAUCCGCUCAUUCACGCUUCUGUAUGCUGCAUGUGCUCUGUGGGAUAUUCUGUGAAUUUAAUUUCCUCAUUUGCAAAAUAUUUCUACAACGGGGGGGCUGAAGAUCGACUUCGGUCACAUACGCUCAUCAGACGCUUUAUUAGGUACACCUUGCUAGUACCAUGUUAAAUCUCUUUUGUCAUAGCCGUCUUAAUUCUCUUAAAACAUUCCUCAGAGAUUUAGUCCAUGUUUGGGUCCACUGAAGCAACUGUGUGACAGUUGCUGCAGAUUUGUCAUGUUUGAGUCCAUGAUGCAAAUCUCCUGUUUUACCACAUCCAAAAGUGCUCAGUUGGAUUCAGAUCUGAUGAUCUUGAUGAUUUGAAGUUUGUGCAUUAUCCUGCUGGAAGAAGCCAUCAUAACCGAACCAUCAGGAUGCCGUAGCAGAAAUUGAGAAUCAGAGCAGGCAACAUCUUUCCAAUCUUUUCUUGUCUAAUUUUGCUUAGUACAUACACAUCUCAGCCUCAGUUUCCUGUUUUUAGUUGACAAGAGUGGUACAGACUGUGGUUUUCUGCUACUGUAACCCAUCUGCUUCAAAGACUGGCGUGCUGUACAUUCAAAGAUGCUCUUCUGGUUACAACCUUGGUUGUAACAAGUGGUUGACUUAUUUUUGCCUUCCUAGCUGCUCAAAACAAUAUGGCCAGUCACCUCUUGCAUCAACAAGAUAUUUUCACCAAGAGAACUGCUGUUGGCUGGGUGUCUUGUUUUUCAGAUGAUUCUCGGUAAACUCAAGAGAUGGUUCUGUGGGAAAUUCCCAGUACAUCAAAAGUUUCUAACAUAAUCAGACCAGCUCAUCUGGCACUAACAAAUAUGCCACAUUAAUAGUCACGUAAAUCACCUUUCUUCUCCUUGUGAUGUCUGGCUUGAACUUCUGCAAGUCAUCUUGACCAUAACAACCAAAUGCACUGAGAUCAAGCCAUGUAAUCGGCUAAUCAGGAGUUGAAGAGGUGUACCUAACCAAGAUGUCGGUGAGAGUCGACGUGUAGUUACAUUUCUAGGGGGUGUAUAUCAGGUUAUAGCAAAGGAUUUCAGAGGGGUAUGCAGUUACAAUGUAAAUAAAAGGUGUAUUUUUAUUUAUGUAUUUGGCUGAUUUAAGUUUGCAUCCAAAUAUUUACACUUCAUAAUUUCUACAUCAUAGUACCAUCGAUACAUACAAGCUCACUCACACCACUGCAAAAACAAACAACAGUACAUGUCUGUUUGAAAAUCAUAGCCAUAAUUUCUGAGUUUUAAACAUCACACACCCUUUUUAUCCGAAUUCCUUGAUUCUACUUUAAAUGUUCUGUAAACAGACUUGCAUUUGGUAAGUCUCAUUUAUCCUAGAAGUGAUCCCUGCUGCUGUUUCACACCUGCUCUGCUUGAUGUUGCUCACAAUUAUUCAGUCCAAUCUGCUGCUGCGCUUUCUCUGCCUGGUACCUCAUGUUCUCGGUCAGAAGUCUUCCAUUUCUUGUUUUAUUCUUUAACAUUUUAAACGAAUGUGAAAGACAGAAGAUUUUGCUGAUUUGACAAACUGCGCAAAAAACCAAAGCUUGACUUUUUCUUUGAGCUCAUUUCACUCGCCUCUGAAACUAUUUAAAACUAUAAUAGUAUUUCUAUUUUCAAAAAUGGAAAGAGUACCCUAGCUAGUUUUAAAGGUUUUAUACUUUUGGGUAGUGGAGUAAAAGAAGCAGCAUAUUUUCAUGUGAAAUACACCACCAAGCCACAGCAUUAAAACCACCUUCCUAACAUUGUGUAAGUCCCCUACCUGCGGCUAAAUCACCUCUGACCCUUCACACCUCUGGUUCCUCAAGACCUCACGUAUCAUGCGGAUGCAGUCCUUGGAAUCUGGGAAAUUUGGAGGCUAAAUCAAAAGCUCUUCCUUUAAGCCCCU